Messenger RNA from Plodia interpunctella (Indianmeal moth), 3388 nucleotides. It is a transcript of the gene Apn3, whose product is annotated as membrane alanyl aminopeptidase. The record is from RefSeq and is a predicted model, not a curated record. The transcript has 15 exons. Gene Ontology annotation, biological process: peptide catabolic process; proteolysis. Gene Ontology annotation, cellular component: cytoplasm. NCBI's taxonomy places the organism in Eukaryota, Metazoa, Arthropoda, Insecta, Lepidoptera, Pyralidae. Gene Ontology annotation, molecular function: zinc ion binding; peptide binding; metalloaminopeptidase activity. Bases 89 to 3139 code for a protein of 1016 amino acids.
GCGAUAUAUUCUUAUAAUUUAGAUUAAUAUAAUCCAGUUGCAGGCGAUAGCUACAGGCUGAAGGGUUGCCGCUAAUUUGGACGACAAGAUGGCGGCAAUGAAAUGGUUCCUUUUGGGGGUAUUGUGUGUUUCCGCACAGGCUUUCCCUGACAGACCAACUCAAAGAUCGUCCAAAACCAACAUCUUCCUUGACGAGAUGCUAGAAGGACAGAUCUUUGAAAAUCUCAUGAUGGAAGACACGUCUGAUAAUGCACGUAACGACGCUGUCAACGUAUACCGCUUACCAACAACUACUAAGCCAUACCGUUACAAUAUUGACUGGAUUGUUGACACCACUGAGCUAACUUUUGGUGGUUCCGUCGCCAUACAACUGUACGCAACUCAAGCUGAAGUGAACGAAAUAGUCAUUCAGUCAGAUGAUUUGAACAUUCUUAAUGUAACGCUUACAAGAAACAAUGUAGUUGUACCUCAGACUUUUUACCUUCAACCUGAAUAUGAUUUUCUGAGAGUGGAGCUUGUAAACGGUUUCCUAGACUAUGACGCAGUCAACGCUACGUCGGCUCUUUACGUGUUAACUAUCAAUUUUGAAGCUGAACUGAGACACGACAUGUAUGGUAUAUACCGAAGUUGGUUUAGAAACGAAAAUUACAACGCGACACCCAAUUACAUGGCCACGACACAAUUUCAGGCCACUUCGGCUCGGAGAGCGUUUCCUUGUUAUGACGAACCAAGCUUCAAGGCUACCUUCGAUAUAAGCAUUGCACGUCGUCAAGAUGUCAAAAGUUGGUCUUGCACACGAUUAGCGGGAACUGCACCAUCUGAUCUUUAUGGUCCUGAAUUCGAAGUAGACACUUUCUAUAGAACUCCCAUUAUGUCCACUUACCUAUUGGCCAUUAUAGUCGCUGAUUAUAAGAGUGUUGAAUUUAAUAAUACACAAGGUCUACUCGAGUACGAAGUCAUUGCAAGACCUGCUGCUAUAGACAACAACCAAUACCAAUAUGCUUUUGACGUUGGUCAAGAGCUUCUGGCAGAAAUGAGUGACCAUACCGCCAUAGAUUAUUUCUCUGUUGAUAGUAAUCUCAAAAUGACACAAGCUGCGAUUCCAGAUUUUGGAGCUGGAGCUAUGGAAAACUGGGGAUUACUUACUUACAGGGAAGCCUACAUCAUGUACCAUCCCAAUCACACCAACAGCAACUACAAACAGCUAAUCGCUUACAUUUUAUCUCACGAAAUAGCUCACAUGUGGUUUGGAAACUUGGUCACCUGUGACUGGUGGGACGUUCUUUGGCUUAACGAAGGUUUUGCUAGAUAUUAUCAGUACUUCUUGACUCACUGGGUUGAAGAUCACAUGGGUUUUGAGACAAGAUUCAUCACAGAACAGGUCCACACUGCUUUACUCUCAGAUUCGGCCAUCACCGCCCAUCCUCUGAGCACCUCUGGCAUCGGCAGCCCUAGUCAAGUUAGCAGCAUGUUCUCCACCCUUAGUUAUAACAAGGGUGCUGCUAUUAUCAGACAGACAGAACAUUUGCUUGGAUUCGAAGUUCACAGACAAGGAUUGAGAAAUUAUUUGGCCCAAAAGUCCUUUGAUACUGCUUUGCCAGUCGAUCUCUUCCAACACUUGCAUGAUGCCGGAGUGUCUGCUGGAGCAAUCUCUGAAUAUGGACCUGGCUUCUCAGUCGUUGACUACUACAGGACCUGGACUGAGCAAGGAGGUCACCCCGUGCUCAAUGUUCAAGUCGACCAACAGACUGGGCGAUUGACCAUCUCUCAGCGUCGAUUUGACAUUACCAACGGUUAUGCUACCCCUGUCACCAACUGGAUUGUUCCCAUCAAUUUCGCAACUGCAAGCAACCCGAACUUCAACAAUACUAAAGCCACUCACAUCAUGACCGAUGGUACCAUGUUUAUUGAUACAAACAUAUCCAAUGAAUGGGUCAUCCUUAACAUCCAACAGACAGCAUUCUACAGAGUCAACUACGACGAUUACACAUGGAACCUAAUUGCUUUGGCUCUGCAAAGCAACGAGAGCAGAGCUGUGAUCCAUGAAUAUAACAAGGCUCAGAUUGUCAACGACAUCUUCCAAUUCGCCCGCUCUGGCCUGAUGAGCUACACUAGGGCUUUGAGCCUGCUUUCCUUCCUGCAGUACGAGACCGACUACGCCCCUUGGGUGGCAGCCAUCACUGGCUUCAACUGGCUGAGGAACAGAUUUGCAGGAACUUCUUUACAAGAGACUUUUGAAACCCUGAUCGCCACUUGGGCUACAACUGUAAUGGCCGAUGUAACAUACUACCCGACGGAAGGCGAAAGCUUCAUGCAGUCCUACAAACGUAUGCAAUUGGCCCCUACCAUGUGCGCGAUAGGAGUGCCUGAGUGCACUGAGGCUGCUGAAAUUCAGUUCAACACGCUGAUGAAUGGAGUUGCUGAGGUUCCAGUCGAUAGCCGUAGCUGGGUUUACUGCAAUGCCCUACGUAGAGGUGACGAUUCGCACUUCAACUUCCUCUGGCAGAGAUUCCAGAGUCACCACGUCUACACGGAGAAGAUCCUUCUCCUCUCUGUCCUUGGUUGCACCAAUGAUGUAGCCAGCCUCACAGUCUUCUUGGACGCCAUUCUUGAAGAGAACUACUUGAUCAGGCGUCAAGACUACAACACCGCUUUCAAUUCUGCCGUCACUGGAAACGAAAAUAACACGCAAAUUGUAUUCAAAUACGUUCAGGAGAACCUCGAAAAAUUGGAGGCUGCAUACAACGUCACAUCCAGCAUCGUUGGGCCUCUGAAUACCAUCAGCGCCAGAUUGAGGACAGAGGAGGAAAUUGAGGAGUUCCAACUAUGGGCAAGAGAAAACCGUAACGCUCUUGGAAAUGCAUACAACAGCGUAUACAAUGGCGCAGAAAGUGCAAGAGCGAGCAUAAAGUGGACUAACGAAAUCCUAGACGAUGUUCUCAACUUCAUUGAGAAUGGUGGUGACGAAAUAGAAGUAACUACUGCUACUCCAGGAACUGAAACUCCAGUUGACACCGAAACACCACCAGACAUUGAUGAGCCUACGACCCCAGAUAUUCCUGAGCCCGAUUCUGCUGUGACGUCAGCACUAUCAGUAGUAGCUAUCGCUGUAGCUGCUAUUGUGAACUUAGCCUUAUAAUCGUAGUCAAUAAUUUAAUUGAUAACACCUUUAUGAGAUUUAAUAGUUACAAGAUAAUUGUCCUAUUUUAUUAUUGAAAAUAUAUUGUAUGUUCCAGUUGCUUUUUGACAAUUCAGACUUACGCACACAACAAUGGAAAUAGUAUGAUUGAAAGUGUGUUGAUUUAGAUCCUUGGAUUGACAAUAAUAAGCAAACAUGUAUCCAUAUUGAUGUAAAUAAUUAUAGUAAAUUAUUAUAAUAUUUUUAACA